AUGGAGAGCGAUGGCGUUGACACUGGCUCAUCUCAGAAAGCGUCGUACGAUGGUUCGACGACGGAAGCAGCGCCUAAGAAAGACAACAAAGGCAAAGAGAGAGAGAUCAAAUUUGGCAGUCGCCUACAAGCAUCUGGGCGAAUGGCUUUGAACGCUGCUUUUUCAGCGCAGCCAUCUCUUGCUGGACCUAGCAAUGGCAAGGCCUCCACGGGCCUUACUCAGGAUCAAGGCCCGGUAUCCAAAAUUUCACUGCCAGAGGCUUCACGCAGCCAGGGCACUCCUGCGCUUAGUGGUUCUUUGCGAAAGGAUCCCCAUACCUUCAGCCAAGCAUCCCUCAAGUACGACGCGUUUCUCAAUGCGACGCCGCAGGUGCAAGAUGCGUUCCAGGCCACUAUUCAGAGCGGCGAAUCAGUACAUAAUUCGUCGUUCCGGGAGCAGACAACGGAUGACGGUGCGGAUGUCGUCAAAUUACUUUCAAUGCCAGAAGAACAGCCAGAAUACAUGGAGUUCGAUGAAUUGCUAUCAGAGCAAGAAGCCGCUCGCCUUCAAGAAGCCUUCUUUGCUAAUAGUGCUUCGCAACCGGCUUUGGAUCGCCUUCUUAGCUUCAGCCCAGGGUUUGUUCUUGAUGCAAACCUCUCCUGCGAAGCGAAAUUACACACCGGCAUCGACGACACGGGGGUUGCUCGCGACAUAUGGUUGCAGCAAUGGCAUGAUGUUCUCAGCUCAUACACGGAUGAGGUGUGGGGAGAUCUGAGGUUCUUGGUAGAGGGCGCUAAGCGCGAAAUCGAAAGCGCUCGAUCACAAGCGCACAUGCAAAGCCCUGAGUCAAAGGCUUUAGAACGCCUCAGGCAAAUUCUAGCUCACAUACGAGGCCACAUCUAA
Molecule: messenger RNA, 882 nt
Organism: Beauveria bassiana ARSEF 2860
Lineage: Eukaryota; Fungi; Ascomycota; Sordariomycetes; Hypocreales; Cordycipitaceae
Exons: 1
Coding region: 1-882 (293 amino acids)
Source: RefSeq, a predicted model, not a curated record